Molecule: messenger RNA, 993 nt
Organism: Osmia bicornis bicornis
Lineage: Eukaryota; Metazoa; Arthropoda; Insecta; Hymenoptera; Megachilidae
Exons: 4
Coding region: 1-993 (330 amino acids)
Source: RefSeq, a predicted model, not a curated record
AUGACGACCUUAUCUCCGACUCGGGUUCGCGGCAAAGUAUCGGACGAGUGGCCAUCGAGACCAAUGGACAAUCGGAGGAAAUCCUCGCCGCACACAGCCACCGUUUCCGGAAACAAUUGGCCCAGAGAGGUGCACCCUAACCAGUCGCGAUACACAAAACCGAACGUAUAUCAGCAGGAUUGUCCCGGAGAACCCCACAGCAAAUUUCCGGAAGCGAAGACUUCCGAGGAAACUGUCGUCGAAGAAGAAGAGGGCAAUAGGAACACCGUAUCAUUACAUAAUUAUCCGGAUGAAACGAUUUACGUGAACGUGGUUCCGAAACAUAACAACCCUGCUAUUCGCGAGAAGGUUCAGCGAUCGAAUGGCCACUCAGAGUUCGAUAUGCCCGAGGCAGUAAUAGCGAUGCAAAAGUUGCAAAAAUUAAAGGAACUGCAAAUGAAACGAGACAUAAGCGAGAGAUACUACUCGCAGGAGAUUAAACGAUUAAUAGGAGAAUAUUAUCUCGGGGCUAAAAUAGGUACAUCGCCGUUGAGGACGGCCGGAAAAUUACAGAGUACCAGCUUUCAACCUUAUUCCGAAAAUCGUUCUAAAAACAAUUUAGAGCCAUGCGGCACAAUGACCACGAUCACACGAUUGAACUGCGGAUGCGUACAAGAGACGACAAGGCCAAUUUUCACGACACCGAGAGGACGCGUUCAGAGGAAAAAUUGCAGUCAAUCUCAGGACGAGGUACUAUUGAAGUUAACCUCGGCGAAUCCUCAGGAGCGUUUCUUUUCGUCCCUAGAAGAAUCGCACAAGGACAGGUACCGUGUGAAACCGAAGAAACGAAUGGACCCUCGUAUUUACAUGAAAGUACCGCUCGUCGGUGACCAAGAAUUCGAAGCAGAACACGAGAAGAGAAACGAGCCGGAAGAACCGGAAACGAUCGAUCGUAUGUCGAGGCCCGCCUCUCCGCGCCGGAAAUUCAGCGACACCUCAGCAACCUCCGCUUAA